CUGCCAGCGUCCCGUGCCCGCAGGGUCCCUGCUGCCUCGGGACCGUUCCAGGAUUCGCGUGCGCGGGAGCUGCCGGCGGGACGGGCUCGGGUCGCGUUGCCCCGCCGGCGGGGAAUGUUGCGCCUUGUUACGGUCGAGCUCUGUGUCUGUAAUAAACCUGCGGUGCGAGCACGCUCCCAGGCUGCAGCGAUUGGUUCGUGGGGCGAUGGGCGGGGCCAGCGCGGGGGGCGGGGCCAGCGCGGGGUCUGGUCACACACGGGUGGGGGAUGCGGCCGAGGCUCCGCCCACCUGUAGUCACGUGGUGCCGCGGGGGCUGUCGGGAAGGGGCGGCCUUUCCGCUCUCGGCGCGGCGGCGGCAGCACGCGGCACGGCCAUGGCGGAUGGGGACGGCAAUAGAAACUCUGACAGGAGCGCUCUUCCAGCGACCGCCCCUCAUCGCCGCUGUCAAGCGACAGCUGAGAGUCAGAACCAUCUAUGAGAGCAAGCUGGUGGAGUACGAUCCUGAGAGAAGAUUAGGUAUCUUCUGGGUGAGCUGUGAAGCAGGCACGUACAUCCGAACGCUUUGUGUCCACCUUGGUUUGCUGCUCGGUGUCGGGGGCCAAAUGCAGGAGCUCCGGAGAGUGCGAUCAGGCAUCCUGGGAGAGAUGGACAACAUGGUGACCAUGCACGACGUGCUGGAUGCCCAGUGGCAGUAUGACAACAACAAGGACGACAGCUACCUGCGGCGGGUCAUCCUGCCCCUGGAGAAGCUGCUGACCUCCCACAAGCGGCUCGUCAUGAAAGACAGUGCGGUUAAUGCCAUUUGCUAUGGAGCCAAGAUCAUGCUGCCUGGUGUCCUGAGAUACGAAGAUGGUAUUGAGCUUAAUCAGGAGAUUGUAGUCAUCACCACAAAAGGAGAAGCUAUCUGCCUGGCCAUUGCUUUGAUGACCACUGCAGUCAUUUCCACCUGUGACCAUGGCGUGGUAGCGAAGAUCAAGAGAGUAAUCAUGGAGAGAGACACAUAUCCCCGCAAAUGGGGCCUCGGUCCCAAGGCCAGUCAAAAGAAGAUGAUGAUCCAGAAGGGCCUGCUGGACAAACAUGGGAAGCCCAAUGAGUGCACACCAGAUUCCUGGAAGAAGGAGUACGUGGAUUACAGGGAGACGUCCAAGAAAGAGGCAGCUAAAGUUCCCCAGGCUGUGUCAGAGGUGGAGAGGGCUCCAAAAAGGAAGCGAGAGUCAGAGAGUGAAAAUGAGGCAGUGAGCCCCCCAUCACCAGCCACUCCACCACCAGAGGAGCUGAGCAAAAAGGAGAAGAAAAAGAAGAAGAAAGAAAAGAAAGCCAAAGAAGCAGCUGAGAGUGGGGGAGAACAAAUAGAAGUGACCAGUGAAACCAGCACCAAGAAGAAGAAGAAGAAGAAACAGAAGGAAGUGGAAGAGAACUCAGAGUAAGCAAGUGGAUCUGUCCAAAGCAGGCGACCUCAUCGUUAGGGAGGGAGAGGUCUGAGGCCUUGAGAAAGAGGACUGCCCGUGCAGCUGAGGGGCCAGCAAGUUCCAUGUUCCUUUUCUGCCGUGCAUAUGAGUGAGAAGUUUGCCCAGGACGUGCCCUGCUCCAGUACCCCUCCUCAUCCUGUUUUAAGGGUAGCCAGAGGAGAGUGGUGCCUGACUGCCCCUGCACUGCAUUGCUCUGUAAAGCUGGACUCCUUGAUGCCAGUUGAGGUGGUAUCUUCAGGGAAGAUGCAGCUCCUUGCUCUUUGGGGUUUCUGUUUUCACCAUGAGAGGGAGGAAUAACGCUUUCCCCUCUCUCUUCUCCUGCUUCUUCCUUCUCUUCCAAGGUUGAAACUGUUACCCGACAGUAACAGAAUGUGUUUGUGUCUGGAGGGCUGGCCCAGCCAUGGCCCAUCUGAAAGGGUCUGGCACCUCUGGAGGCAGCUGGCUCGGUUAUUUGAGGGGCUCUGGUUCAUUUUAACCUGGCCGUGCACUUGGCCUGACCCUCAGCUAGCUGAGAGCAAGUGCUCAGUCUUUGGUACCUCUUCUCAAUUUCUCAUAAAAGGAUUAGAACACAGAA
Molecule: messenger RNA, 2043 nt
Organism: Numida meleagris (helmeted guineafowl)
Lineage: Eukaryota; Metazoa; Chordata; Aves; Galliformes; Numididae
Gene: DKC1
Product: dyskerin pseudouridine synthase 1
Biological process (GO): box H/ACA sno(s)RNA 3'-end processing; snRNA pseudouridine synthesis; rRNA pseudouridine synthesis
Cellular component (GO): box H/ACA snoRNP complex
Molecular function (GO): pseudouridine synthase activity; RNA binding
Source: RefSeq, a predicted model, not a curated record